Mya arenaria is the source of this 1325-nucleotide messenger RNA. RefSeq names its product fatty acid-binding protein, intestinal-like. Gene Ontology annotation, biological process: fatty acid transport. The record is from RefSeq and is a predicted model, not a curated record. Gene Ontology annotation, molecular function: fatty acid binding. Bases 203 to 616 code for a protein of 137 amino acids. Lineage: Eukaryota; Metazoa; Mollusca; Bivalvia; Myida; Myidae. The transcript is spliced from 4 exons. Gene Ontology annotation, cellular component: cytosol; nucleus.
AUCAACUUUUAUUAUAACUGGAUAAACGGGAACGUUCGAUGACGAAGUUUUAUAAUAUAAACGUAGGCGCUGGACGUUCCCCUUUAUAACUCGAAUUCCUGUGUAUAUAAAGACGCGUUCGCACUUCCAAUAGUUAAACUUCAUUAGUUUGGGUUCUUAAAUUUACUAGUUGUUCGUUGCUAUCGAAUUUGUUUAAUUCAAAAUGGCUGCUGAGAUUCAAACUCUGUUCGGUGGGGAAUGGAAGGAAUACAAACACGAAAAUCUUGAAAAAUUUCUAGAGACAAUGGGUAUGAACGUGAUCAAGCGAAAGGCGGCAAUGCAGAUGACCCCGGCUAUGACUAUCACGACAGAGGGCGACACCAUCAAAGUGACGUUAAAAAUGGGACCAAAGACCGAAAACGUCUCAUUCGAUCUCAAUAAAGAGUUCGAUUCCAAGGGAAUGGUCGAAGGAAAGGCAACGGCCACUUUCAGCGAUGGAAAACUGACGGUCAACACGACGCCGAAAGACGACAAAAAGAAACCAGUUACUAUAAGCAGAAUACUCGUCAAUGGGGAGAUGGUACAGACAAUGGUUUGCGACGGCGUCGAGGGCAAAAGAAUAUUCAAGAAGUGCUAGGACCUAUUUCCUAAUUUAUUUUAUUUGAGUGUGUUUUCUUAUAUACGUGCAAUGAUUAUUGUCCUCUGCUGUUCUGCAUAGCAUUAAAAUCAAUACAACACAUGUAUAAUAAACAUCAUUUUUGAAUUAUGAACCUUUAACUUCUUACUAAAUAAUGCAUUUUUGGAAUUUAUUAAUUACUUAUAAAAAGAUUGUAACCGUGUAUUUAAAUAGCUGAGAACACAAAUAUUAAAUGACUGAGUCUUAAAAGAUUAACAGUGAUCUAUUAUCGUCUCAUAAGAAACAAAAAAAACCGUGUUUUCUGCAUCUGUCUUUCAAAUUAAACACGGUAUCCUUCAUAAAGAUAUGUUUUUAUCAUUUUAUUCAUAAUUUUCGGUAUAUUAAAACAAUGGUAUCAAUUGUGGUACGUCUUAUUUGGAGUGAAAGUGCAUCUUGAACAAGACGUGUGUGUCUUAGCCAGGGUAAUAUAACAUCAAUCAUUCAAUCAUCGUGUAUUGCUUUGGAUAUGUCUUCUUCGAAUCUUAUUGCAUCGCUUAAUGAAAUGACAUCAAUAUGUAACUAUUGUUUCCAAAAUAUAAUAUGUGAUGAUACGUUUUCUAUGAAAAUUGCAUUCAUGGUAUUCUGUGAAUUAAACAUUAUUUAGUCAUUCUGUCGCUUGCAAAAAGUUUCAUGCUUUUUUUUAUUGUGUUUUAUGUAUUAAAAAAGAAAC